Molecule: messenger RNA, 1838 nt
Organism: Schistosoma mattheei
Lineage: Eukaryota; Metazoa; Platyhelminthes; Trematoda; Strigeidida; Schistosomatidae
Source: the annotation of a GenBank genome assembly
AUGGCUUUAAAUAAAUAUAUGCACCAACGAAAUAUUUACAAACAGAAAAAGCCGAAUUUCAAAGAAUUGGCUGCAAAGUUCGAUUUCUUCGAUGCAGUGGCAAUAAAAGAUGAAUGUGGCCGGGUUGUUCUUGACUUUAGAAUACCAUCUCACUUGUCUGCUUUGUCCAAAGCGUUGUUAAUGAAUGACUUUGGUUUAAACGUAGACUUUCCAGGCGAUCGUUUGAUACCAACAGUUCCGCUGCGUUUGAACUAUAUCUUAUGGUUAGAGGACCUACUGAAGAAUCUUCAAAGAUUUUCCGAACCUGUAAGCAUCUUGGAUAUCGGCGUUGGUGCAUCUUGUAUUUAUCCUUUGUUAGGCUCGAAGAAAAAUUCAUGGCAAUUUUUCGGCACAGAAAGUGAUACCAGAAACUUUCGUUUGGCCAAAGAAAAUGUUGAAAAAAACGAUCUGAACAAAAGUAUCAAAUUAUUUCAUAUAACUGAGAAUACCUCAUCGUUGGAUGUUGUUUUUGGUGAUAAACAAAAUACGGCUUAUUUGGAUGCUGUAAUGGCGAAUCCUCCAUUUUUCUGUGACACAUCAGAUGCGGUUGGAUCUACUACCUGUCGAUCUCUUAAAAGGCCACCACCUAAAACUAUAUCAUCUGCUGCUAGGCACGAAAGUCAAACAGUUGGUGGUGAAGUGUACUUUUGUAUGCGUUUAAUCCGUGAUAGUAUUCGUUAUUCAACUCGAGUGGGUGUGUUCACUGUUAUGUUGGGUAAAAAAUCAAGUGUUUCUUCAGUUCGUCGAAUAUUACACAAAUUUAAGAUAACUCAGAUAUCUGUAUAUGAAAUGUGCCAAGGUCGUAUAAUGCGAUGGGGUGUUGCGUGGACAUUUCUUCCUAAUUUUCAAUUUCCUGAAUCUGAUUUCCGUCGACUUCGUAAAUUAGAACGUCCUCCAUUAACACUGCAACUGCCGGAUUCAGUAUCUUGUCUUUCUGAAAAUACAGUAGAUGCUCUUUUGGACUGGUUGAGAUAUGAAUUUAAACAAUUAGGUAUGAAAGUAUUAGAUCAAAAAAAUCGUGCUGAACUAGGUGGUCUGCAUUUAAAUAUUACAGCAACAGAAAACACGUGGACCCAUACUAGGCGUAAACGACGAGAAGUUCAACGUCUUCUAAUGUCUCAACAAUCGGAUACGAUAAACAAUGGAAAUCCAACUAAUAAUGAUUCUGUAUCCAAUGAAAAAGAUCCCAUGGAAUGCGGUUUUAACACAAAUACGGUCAGUUUUAAAAAUCCUUCAAAGCGUGUACAUGAUAGUAACCCAGAUGAAGUGAAUAAUUCAUCGGAAUCAAUCACACAAGCAACAGCAGAGACAAAACUGAAUAGUUCUGUGGUGGAAUUGGUAAAUCCACCAAAACGAACGCGAGCAACACUUCAUGAUGAAAUCUGUGAAGAAGGUGAAGACGCUUGGUUUGAUGGAGAUGAAUGUGAGAAUGCUUCAGUUAACAAAAUUAAUACGUGUUCAAAUAAUGAAUCACCAUCUACUGCUAUCGACACUUGCUCACAUGUGAUUCAAGCCAAUGUAUUUGUUGAGUAUUUAAACACAGAUUCAUUUAUUAAAGGCGUACAUGCAAAAUCACCUUUAUUUCCACAUGGAAUCAACAACAGUGACGAAGUAAUGCUUAAUGAUAGCAUUGAAUGUGGUCAGACAAUUAUAAAAGUUAAAAGUGAUAUAGACGCUAGUGAUGAUGACGAUGUGAUUCUUGCUGAAGAGGAACAUGGACCAUUGGUGAUAAAGAUCGCUUGGAUAAGUGGGACAUGUCGAGAGGCAGCUAAUCAAAUUUUAUUUUACUUAAAAAACCG